This is a messenger RNA of Helobdella robusta, 5172 nucleotides long. RefSeq lists its product as hypothetical. The transcript is spliced from 5 exons. The coding region runs from base 1 to 5172 and encodes 1723 amino acids. NCBI's taxonomy places the organism in Eukaryota, Metazoa, Annelida, Clitellata, Rhynchobdellida, Glossiphoniidae. The record is from RefSeq and is a predicted model, not a curated record.
AUGAACUCAAAUGUUUCAAAAAUACACGUAGGCGAUGGUGUCUUAGUGGUUGGGCAAGAACAAGAUGAAGUUGGAGGUGGCUUCAGCAUAUUGGAAACAUUCGUUGGAAGUUUAUCCAGAUUUAAUAUUUGGAGUCGCAUGCUGGAGGACAAGGAAAUAAGCGAUCUGUACAACAAGUGUGACGAAUUCACUGGAAAUGUUCUUGCAUGGCCGGAUUUGAUCCACAGUUUAGUUGGGAAUGUUCAAGUGGAUCCUUCCGUUCUUUGCUCAGGUAGAGAUGGUUCAAAUAGUAAAUUUGACCAAAGAUCAAAUAGCCGAAUAGUUUAUUCACUGGACACGCAAUACCAAAAAAUCCCAAUUUUGAAAACAACUUGUCUUGAACCAAAUCCGAUAACGAAUGGAAAUAUCAUUUGGACAUCAAUUUCAUAUAAUUCAUAUAUUCAAUAUUCUUGUUCAUCUGGUUACAAUAUGAAAGGUACCUCAAGAAGACAGUGCCAUGCCUCAAAUGAGUGGAGCAGCACAGAGCCCUCUUGUGAAAAAUUACAAUGUCUUACAUUGCCCGCUGUUUACAAUGCAACAUGGACAUUUUCUGAGAAUUAUUUCGAAUCAGUAGCAAACUUCAGUUGUGACUACGGUUUCAAAAUAAUAGGCAACAAUCAUGUAGUUUGCGAAGACGAUGGUGUGUGGCGUGGUAGUCUUGGAUACUGUCAAGAAAUAACUUGUAAUAUGCCUGAAUUAUCUGACAAACUGAUUUACAUUCACAACGAAUCUAUUUCAAUAUUAAACGUCGAUUCAGUUAUGGUGUUUGACUGCAUCAGUGGUUAUAAUUUGAUUGGUUCCAACGUUUUGAAAUGCACUGACAAAAGUUUGUGGGAUAACGAAGUGCCUUACUGUCAGCCGGUGAAAUGCAUUGAACCUCCUAUCUUAAAUUACGGUUUCAUAACUAAUCAAUCACUGGAGUAUUAUUACGGCGAUGUGGUACAUUACAAUUGCAUUCAAAAUUAUAUUUUCCGGGGCGAAACUUUCAUAACAUGUUUGGAAGAUGGUUUGUGGGAUGAAAAGAUGCAGGAAUGCAUACCAAUUACAUGUCCGCCGAUCUACGUUGAAAAUGCAAUACAAUCAUCACCAGAUGUUUUAGCCGUUGGUGCAAAGAUAGAAAUUGCAUGUAUCGAUGGGUACGACCCGAUUGGAGGAAUGGAAUUAUAUUGUUUGGGCAAUGGUACUUGGUCUGAAAUCAUUCCGUUGUGCACGUUGGGCAGCUGUUCAGAGCUGAACGUGCAACUGGUGCCACAUCUCAAAAUUGUGAAUGUCAAUGAACUCACAUUUGGUGUUGGUUCGAAAGUUCACUUUUCAUGUGAAGAUGAUUACGUGAUUAAAGGUGCAUCAUCCAUUUACUGUGGAAAAAAUAAAACUUGGUCUCACGAUAUGCCCGUUUGCGAAAAUAUUCAUUGCAUUGUUCCUACUUUAACGAGUAGUGAAUUACUUGUUAAUUAUUCACAGCCCAAAAUUUUAAGAGGUUCAAUGAUUGAAUUCAAAUGCAAACCAGGAUACAGGAUAUCUGGCAGAGAUUCACUGUCUUGUCUGGGGAAUGACCUUUUUGACGGUCAUCUGCCUCUCUGCCACCAAAUAACGUGCCGCAAACCAGAAAUAGAUUACGGUUUUAUUCUAAGUGACGAAUUGUUUUUAGAAGACAAUAAAACUUACCAUGUUGAAUGCAAUGAAAAUUAUUUUCUGAACGGAACCUCUACUAUAAAAUGUCUAGACAAUAAAGUUUCACCUCAGCCUCUACCCAAAUGUUUGCCUGUACUAUGUGAAGCAAUAAGUAUAUCAAAUGGAAUGCUAAUUUCAAAAAAUAAAUCAAAUAUUUUUUCGCCUGGAAGUAAAUUAGAAUUCAAAUGCAUUAACCAUUACAAGUUAAUUGGUUCGCACGAAGCAAUUUGUGAUCAGUUUGGCAAUUGGAGAUAUGCAAUUUUUCCAUCAUGCGUUGAAGUAGAAUGCCCGUCUUUAGCGUCAAAUAUAGGUUUAAUAACACUAAUCUAUAAUUUUUCGACGUCACAUUUUUCUCAAAUUUCUCAAGAAGUUAAGUUUGUUAUAGGAUCCAAAAUAAAAUUUGAGUGCGAUAUAGAUUACAUUCUGAGAGGGGUUGAUGUCAUUGAAUGCACUGCUGACGGCACGUGGUCCCAUGCAUCUCCAAUUUGUGAGCUUCAGAUAUUUUGCAUUCCUCCGGAAGAUGAUUAUUUUACUAUUGAAAUUUUGAAAGGUGAACAAACAAUAGAUUCAAAAUAUCCAGAAAGUUCACAAAUAUCCUACCAGUGCCCGACUGGUUAUUACUUGUUAGGAGAAACAAAAAACCUGUGCACCGCAAGCGGUACUUGGUUGCACGAUCAUCCUUCCUGUAAAGAAAUACAAUGUCCUUUAUUAAAUAUAACAGAGGCUCAAUUAGAUUCAUUGAAUACAUCCUUUGGCACAAUUGUUAAUAUAAAGUGCAAUACAGGUUUUCAACCUUCAGGCACUAUACAGCUAGAAUGUCUGAAAUCUGGUUUUUGGUCUGAUGCACCAGCAACCUGCAUGAAAAAAUUCUGCGAUAAACCAAAUAUUUCUUACUCAAAUUUUACAAAUUUAUCAGACAGUGUUUCUAAAUUUAGCUUAGAUAAAAUUGAAGUGAAAUGUUUUAAUGAUUAUAAAUUAGUUGGACCAUCGCACAUUUUUUGUGUUGAUUUAGAAUGGAAACCAAGCUUACCAUCAUGUCUUCCCAAAACAUGCCAAUUGCCAACGAUUUUUAAUGAUACUAACAUUAUUAUCAAUCAAUCAAAUAGUGAGAUGUUUCAACAAAUAACUGAUUUCACGGUGGCAAUUAAUUCUAAAUUAACGUUCUCGUGUCAUCAAAAUUACAAACUUUCCGGACGUUCCUAUGUUCUCUGUUUGUCGAAUGAAAGUUGGUCUCAUGAUUUCCCUUCAUGUGAAGAAAUUGUAUGUGAACCGCCAGUAAUAGAGAAUGGUUUCAUCGCAAGUAACGCUUCUACAAAUGUGGGAGCCAUUCUUCUUUUCAAAUGUAACGAAGGAUUUGUCAUAUCAGGAGAGGAUGUUUUGCAAUGCAUGCAAGAUGGAAUUUGGAAUUUUUCGUUUCCUGUUUGCGUCUUUCAAAUGUAUGCGGAUGAGAAUUCAGGAAUCGGAAACAGCACAACUCAAGAAAUUAAUAAUUUAUAUUUGAAUAAAUCUGAUGAGAUUACAGAAUGUUUUGAACAUUUUGAAUGCAAUUAUCGGCCAUAUUUAAAUAUUUUCAAAGAAGAAAAUGUCGAAUGCAGAUUUGGUCCAAAUGGUGAAUUUUGUGGUCUGAAACACGUGGCGUGGCACGUAAAUGAGAUAUGGAAUAAAGGAAUGACUUCAUGUAGAAAUGGCAGCAACUUAAAUUUUUCACGUAUUGCAGGCAUAUUUGUUAAUGAAGUAAAUUUUGUUUCUGAGGAAUGUACAUGCAUGUUUGACAAUACAGAAAUUAUUAAUGUUCUUCCUCUAAUAGCUGUAUUUAAUGUUGAGCCUUUUUGCAAUUCUUCAAAUAACUCUAGCUUAUCUCUUUACCAAUUAAUAAACUUCAUUGCAUUUCAAAAUAAAGAUUCAUUGAAUGUGUCGCAAGUUUUACAUUAUGGCGGUCUGGAAACAUUUAUUGAGAUGACAAACCAUUACAAAAAGUUGUUACAGGUUGAAUAUGAUUCAACAAAAUGUCAGGAUGAUGAGAUUUAUGUUGGAGAAAAAAUGAGACAUGAAAAAACUAGUGCCGAGAAAAAAUUUCAUCUUUCAUCGUUAAAAUUGCAAUGCUGUGAAGAUCAAAAAACGAACGAAACGAUGGGUCCGUUCUGUUUGGGAGGUUGCGGUUGGAACAAUUUUCAGCCGCUGCAUUCUUUUAUUUUCUUCCCAACAACUGAAAACGACUUAAAAUGUCACUCAAGUAACUCAUCUGACAUUUGUACCUAUUUGCUGUAUUCUCUUAACGAGGGAUAUUCUUCAUUGGACCUCCAAAAAAUUGGUUGUAAAUUUAAUUCAUUCUUCCAAAAUGACAAUUUAAAUUUUGUUUGCAAUUUUAAAUCAAUAUUUUCUUUUCAAAAACAAUGUAUAGAUGAAAUUGAGAAAUGUACCGAAGAACAUUCGAACAACAAAACUUCACAUAUCGACAGAAUCUCUAUAACUAAUUUGUUGUACGUUAGUAACGGUAGGUUGGUUUUAGAUGAAGCACCACACAUUCCCAUGUUAUGCAUGAACAACAAAUUAUUUUCAGUAUGCUCCUUUCUUUUAGUUGCUUCAAAUUUUGAUAAUAAUAAAAACAGUUGCUUACCCAGUUACAAAUCUCCACCAUGCAACCUUACGUCAUGCAACUCGAGUGACGAAUGUUGUUGGAUAUCUGUGGGUAGCAAGAAUCUGUCAGGCACCUUCAAAAAUCUGUCAGGCACCUUCAAAAAUCUGUCAUGCGGCUUGCCAACGCCAAUCUUAUUUGGAAAGGUGAAUUUCAACAGCACAAGCUGUAAAAAAUUAGCCCAAUAUGCUUGUGGCGCUGGCUAUUCCAUGGAUGGAAAAAAUUAUUCUGUAUGCUUAGAAAACCAAAAAUGGUCAAACUAUUCCGGUGUAUGUAAAAAAAUUAAAUGUGAAAACCCUCCCACUCCAAUCCAUGCCUACUUACUACAAAAAGAUCUCACGGCUGGCGAACACAGUUAUAUGAAAUGUGAUACUGGCUAUUUACCAAUGGGAAACAACACCCUAGCUUGUUCUUUAGAUGGAAAAUGGAUUUUGAAUGACAGUUUUUGGUGUCGUGAAAUAAAAUGCAAUUCUCCUCAAAGCAUAUUUCACGGUCAAUUUGUUGUACAUAACUUCUCAUUAAACGGGCAUGUAGAAUAUUCUUGUGAAGAAGAUUACAUUUUGAUAGGAAAUGAAAAGAGAACAUGUUUGAUUAACAGUUCUUGGAAUGGUUUUGAGCCAAGAUGUUUAUUAAAAGAAUGCGUACCUCUCAAUAAAAUUUCAAAUGGUGGAAUGAACAGCACUUCAUUUACUGUCAACAGUACUGUUGGAUAUUGGUGCAACGAAGGAUAUGAGCUUGAAGGAAAUCUUCAUCGAAUCUGCAGAAGGGAUGGUUCGUGGACCGGUUCCCAGCCUAUUUGCAGAGGUUUCAUCAGUAAAAUUAUUUAA